AUGCCGAUGAAUCCCAAAUCGAAGCCUAAUCGUUUCAUUAGCGAACUUCAUCUACCUGCAGUUCCAUCGUUACAAGCUUCAAUUUCAAACCCUAUCAAAGAUGUUUCACCUGAGGUCUAUAUUUUUAAGGAAACAAAAUCCAAAGGUCGUUCCUUGGACAUGGGAGAAUUAGCUGACCAACUGUACAACAAAAAGAAUUUGAACAUCCGGAUGACCAAUAACAUGACUCAUGUAGUUGAAGAUCAUAGUCUCAAGCAUCAAAAAUCUUCUCGUCGUUUUAAUGUGUCUGAAACUGAGAUGGGCUACUAUAAAGUCUUUUGUGGUCUUGCUCACAGCUAA
Molecule: messenger RNA, 339 nt
Organism: Miscanthus lutarioriparius
Lineage: Eukaryota; Viridiplantae; Streptophyta; Magnoliopsida; Poales; Poaceae
Source: the annotation of a GenBank genome assembly